AUGCCCUUAACCCCCCUAUCCCCCUACACCCUCCCUUCCUCCCCCUCCGCCCUCCCCCUUCCUUCCUCGCCGACACAAAAAUUCUUUCUCUUGUUUCUGGCGCCCGAGGAUCAGGCGACGGGGGAGUCGUGGUGUGGGGAUGUUAGGGCUGCGUUGCCGGUACUGAGGCGGGUUUUGGGGGGGUCCGGGGGGGAGGGGGAUGGGGAUAGGGAUGUGCUGUGGGAAUGA
Molecule: messenger RNA, 228 nt
Organism: Plenodomus lingam JN3
Lineage: Eukaryota; Fungi; Ascomycota; Dothideomycetes; Pleosporales; Leptosphaeriaceae
Source: RefSeq, a predicted model, not a curated record